Stylophora pistillata is the source of this 471-nucleotide messenger RNA. RefSeq lists its product as uncharacterized. Lineage: Eukaryota; Metazoa; Cnidaria; Anthozoa; Scleractinia; Pocilloporidae. The record is from RefSeq and is a predicted model, not a curated record. Gene Ontology annotation, molecular function: protein binding.
CCCACAAAGUACCGUCAACGGUAUUCCACAAGAGAAAGACUACCUCUUGACUAUGUCCGAUAUUCAAGGAGUUCAAGUGCGAGCUAAACUGGUUGUACUCAGCUGUUGUCACAGUGGGCGUGGACGAGUUAAAAAGGAAGGAGUUAUUGGAAUCGCUAGAGCAUUCUUAGCAUCCGGUGCACGUUCAGUGUUGGUAGCAUCGUGGGCUAUAGACGACCAAGCAACGGCGAACCUCAUGAAGCAUUUCUAUAAACACCUUGUUCGUGGAGAAAGUGCCAGUGAAUCUCUUCACCAGGCCGUUCAAUGGUUGAGAUGCAAUGGCUUCCCCAAACCUUCCCAAUGGGCUCCGUUUGUGCUGAUGGGGGAUAACGUGACAUUUGAUUUUUUGAAAAAAGGGAAAGAAGAACUCAAAGAGGAUAACAAAGAGGCAAAGAAAGGAACAGAGUAACGAGUGAUCCUAUACAAAAAUUU